UAGAAUUGUGAAUAAUGAAAAGUGGAAGGGGAAAGCGCUGCGGGAGCAUAGGGAAAGAUCUGAUCAAGUGUUGAGCUCGGUCCCCGCUUUCUAGUUGGUGCUGAAGGGAUUUUUGUGUGUUUGGAAAGCGGCUGCUCUACAACGUAGUGCCCGAGCGGAGUAAUAUAUUGUUAUUUAUUGUGUGCUUGUUGCAUGCUUUCUCGUACACAAUCGCAUGUGUGUUGCAGGGUCAAAUUAUCUCCUGGUUGCCCAACAACCUAAAAGCAGCACCAACUGUGUCCUCAUUGAGCACUUCUCCCGUAAGAGUCACUUACAAUGGUGGCAUUAUCAUCCGGAGGAUUGGAUCCAAAAUUUUGAAUGUAUGGAAUUGAAAUUUGUCAUCUGUAGAGGGGCAAAAAGUUGCAGUCUUGCCUUCAUCUGACAGACAACCUUGACUGCUUCAUUAAUUUGGAUAAACUUUAGAGGCUCCCGUUUGCUCCAUGCUGAUGCCUUAGCCAAUAAAGUACAUUUUUUGAGUCAUGAUGCAAGAAUCUGGGAUUGAGGCAGCAAGCAACGGUUCAGCCAAUCAGAACGAAGUUAGCAGUGGUAACCACUAUCCAGACAGUAGCACAAGGGAAGGGAGAUCAAACGGCGACUCAUCCUCGAUUGAAGUGACUGCUGCUGAAUUGGUUCAUCUCCAGCAACAACAGGCUUUUCAAGUUGCACGACAGCUCUUGCUGCAGCAACAAGCCAGUGGGCUAAAGUCUCCCAAGGGAAAUGACAAGCAACCAACCUUACAGGUUCCAGUAUCAGUGGCUAUGAUGACACCUCAAGUGAUAACUCCCCAGCAAAUGCAACAGAUUUUACAGCAACAAGUAUUGACUCCUCAGCAACUUCAAGCUUUGCUUCAGCAACAACAGGCUAUCAUGCUACAGCAGCAACAGCUUCAGGAGUUUUAUAAGAAACAGCAAGAGCAGUUGCAUCUUCAGCUUCUGCAGCAACAACAUGCUGGGAAACCAACUAAAGAGCAACAACAACCACUAGCUGCCCACCACUUAGCCCUUCAGCAGCAGCUUCUUCAGGUGCAGCAGCUUCAACAACAACACAUCAUGACUAUGCAGCGUUGUGGCUUGCUCACAGUGCAGUCCGGACAGCCAGGUCUCUCUCUGCAAACACUGGCACAAGGCAUGACUCCAACAGAACUACAGCAGCUAUGGAAAGAAGUCACUGGAGCUCCCACAGUGGAAGAAAGUGUAACCAAAAAUGGCAGCCUCGACCUUUCUACUAGUUCACUUUGCUCUCCCGCUGCACCACCUAAGACCUCACUACCAGUAACCCUGAUGAAUGGACAGUCUACGGGUCACACUCCAAAAAGGGAAUGUUUAUCCCAUGAGGAGCAUGGUUGCAAUCAUCCUUUAUAUGGUCAUGGUGUGUGUAAAUGGCCUGGUUGUGAAGCAGUCUGUGAAGAUUUUGGACAGUUUCUAAAACACCUCAACAAUGAGCAUGCACUGGAUGACAGAAGUACGGCACAGUGUCGAGUACAGAUGCAAGUUGUACAACAGCUGGAACUCCAGCUCGCAAAAGACAAAGAACGCCUGCAAGCAAUGAUGACACACCUGCACGUGAAGUCAACUGAACCAAAAUCUACUCCUCAGCCUCUGAACCUGGUAUCGAAUGUCACAUUAUCAAAGACUGUGUCUGAGGCAUCUCCACAGAGCUUACCUCACACCCCUACCACACCAACAACCCCUAUUACCCCUGUCACACAAGGACCCUCUGUUAUUACCCCAACCAGCAUGCAUAACAUGGGACCCAUCCGGAGGCGGUACCCUGACAAGUACAAUGUGCCAAUAUCCUCAGACAUUGCUCAGAAUCAAGAGUUCUACAAGAAUGCAGAUGUUAGACCCCCUUUCACGUAUGCUUCAUUAAUAAGGCAGGCAAUUCUUGAAUCUCCAGAAAAGCAGCUAACACUAAAUGAAAUAUAUAACUGGUUUACACGAAUGUUUGCCUACUUCAGACGCAAUGCAGCUACAUGGAAGAAUGCAGUGCGCCAUAAUCUUAGUCUUCACAAGUGUUUUGUUCGAGUAGAAAAUGUUAAAGGGGCAGUAUGGACAGUGGACGAAAUAGAAUUCCAAAAACGAAGGCCACAAAAGAUCAGUGGCAACCCUUCUAUUAUAAAAAAUAUACAAACCAGCCUUGCAUAUGGAUCACCACUUAAUGCUGCUUUACAGGCUUCAAUGACUGAGAAUAACAUACCUCUAUACACUACUGCUUCCAUGGGAAAUCCCACUGUAGCCACCAUGGUGGGUGCUAUUCAUGAGGAGCUAAAUGGUGCAGUGGAGCAUUCAAACAGCAAUGAAAGUGACAGCAGUCCAGGACGUUCUCCGUUGCAAGCAAUGUAUCCUAUCCAUGUUAAAGAGGAGCCAGUGGACCCAGAAGAAAUGGAAGGGCCUCUGUCCUUAGUGACAACAGCAAAUCACAGUCCAGAGCUUGACAAUGACAGAGAAUUUGAAGAGGACCCAGGCAAUGAAGACAUGGAAUGAGCAUGUUUCUCAUCUUUCCCUGAGAUGGAAUUCAUAUACAAAGAGAGCUCGUCAGAUUAACCUGUGAAAUCUCUCCAUGAUGUGGAAGUUUGGAGGAAUUUUCAGCCCUUUUUGACAAAGUAAUGAGAUGUUUUAAAUGACUUUUAGUGCCAUUAAGAAUCCCGUUGGGGAAUGUUUCUGAUUUUUUUUCUACUUUUUGUUGGAAAAAUGGAAUUUGUAUUCUACAUACAUUGGAUGGACUUGUUUGGUACUUGGGAUUUUUCUCUCCUGAAGUCAACAUCAGUGUUGAAAGUUACUGAACUGUACAGUCAUACACACAGACUUUGCAGCAGAUUUGGACUGCAGUCCUGCCAAGUUGGACUCAUGGGUCUGAUCAAAGCUGUUCAUAGUUCAAACUGCAGGUAGAGCUCUUCCCAGAACUUGCAUAUUCAAAUGGAAGACUGAGGCUAAAACUGAUUUGCACAGUACUGGAAGUGGAUUAUUAAAAUAUCACUGCCUUUAAUCCACAUUUGUUUCCAUGGGGCAGGGGAGAGGGAAAUAAUUUGUGAAAAAUAAUUAACCGAAAUUUUAUUGUGACACUGUUUGCUUCUGCUGCACCCAAGCAGUUUUAUAAUCGUAGGCCACAGGCCUCUGGAGGACCUCAUUAAGCUCUAUGUUCAGCAGUAGUGGUUGAAUGUUAAAGUCUUUUUUUAACCAAUGGGACAAAAUGCCUGACAUCAGUUUGUAACACACGUGGUAGAUUUUCUGUCAUUCAUUCCCCUUAACUUCAUUUUUUUUAUAUAUAUAUAUAGAGAGAGAGAGAAAUUAAACCUCAGACCAGCUUUUAUUCUGUUUACUGAUACUGCUUUAUUUCAUUUGCUUUCAGUCAGCAAUCAACAGGCCCAACUUUUAAUAUCAACUGGCGGAAUCAAUGUUCCAUGACUCCAGAGAAAGGUUCACUUUUAGGAAAGCUGCAGAAAUGAACCAGGGGACAGAAUGACAGAAAUAAAAAGAUGAUAUUAGUAACUAGCCCUUGUCUCCUGCAUAACGCCAUUGAAUGAUUCCUGUUUUUCAGGUUCAACGAGUACUAAGGAGACACAGGAGUUGAGUCAAAGAAAGUAGAACAUAAAAAAUUUUGUCUGUAUAAAUAUUAAUUCACACUGCAGCAAAGCUUUUCAGUUAAGGUUUAUGUCUAGUGCUGUGUUAAGUAGCUCUAUAGGUAGAAAUUUGUUAUUUCAGCAAACUUAGAAAACUUCACAAUAGAUGACAAAAUUGAAAGCAAUGUCACUAGAGCUUACUUUGCGAGCUUAUAGUGAUCCUGAAGCAAACUUUACGUACAGAAAGUAAUUCUGUUAAUAGAAGUCAUUGAAUUAUUUUCCAAAACACUCAACAUCUUUGCUGUUUCAAGACUGCGACUUGGUCACUUUUCUGUCACUCCCCUCUUCCCCCAUUGUAUUUAUUUAGGACUAUAUAGUUUGGCAGUUGAAGAAGCUUUCAGAGCUUUAUUUAUUUUUACUUUUUUUUGAAACCAGAUAAAUUUUUCUGAGAUUACCAAAGAUGAUCUAAAAGGUAAAUUAUAUGUUCUCUGUUUGAUGCUUUAUCUGAUGAAGCCAAAUAUCCUCUUAUUGUUGAUCAAAGGAGGUAGCAGAAUCAAGAGGGGGAAAUGGCUAAAAAUGGAAUGAUGCACAGACAGUAACCUGUGAUGUUUAAGUCUCCUUUUAACAAUAUCUGCAACGGGCCAGGUGGAUGUUUGAACCAAAGGUAUUAUCUCUGAAAAUCCAGCUUUCUCUUUCCUAUAAUGACCAAGUUUGCUCACUGUAGGAAGAUAUAAUUGGAGACCAAACUAAGGACUGAUAUCACGGAGGCCACAAAAAAGGGAGCGUUCCAUCAAGGGAAGGUGAAUGUAGAUCCUUUCUGUGCUGAUAAGAGUAACAUGAAAAGGUGAAGAUGCAAGAUUCAAAUGGUAAUACAGAGAGAAAAGGAAUAGCUUCCAUGAUGGAACUGGACCAUGUAUUAGUGUUUUAGGACAAUGCUUGUUAUGGAAGCUGUAACUGAAAGAUGGUGUGCCACUUUUGUUUGGAGACCAAUUUUCUUUACUGUGCCAAGAUUACUUAUUUUUGGUUUGCCUUGGCACACAUCUUCAAAUUUGUUCAGUUUUGUUCCCGCAUUCUUCAUGCAAAAGCACUCUUAGGUUGAUACAAGAGACAUUACAGCAGUUUUUUUUUAAGCUUAAUCCAACUUUCUGUUAAAUGGGCAGUCUGUGGUCUUUUGAAAUAUAUAUUUGUAAUGGCAUUCCAGGCAGCUUCAUGAGGAUGUGCAGGCAGUAGCUAAAUGGGAUCAUGAGAAGAGAUCCCACGAUUUCAAACUGAGUGGCCUGUCGGUUAACUCUGUAUUUGAGGGAAUAGAAGAUGGUUAGAUUAGUACAUUCUCAGCAUGUGUAGCUAGACAUGACUAAAGUUAACAGCAUGAGAAACUGUUAGUACGCAUACCUCAGUUCAAACUUUUAGGGAAUGAUAAAUAAAACAUUUCACUCAGUUGCACUUAGUUGUAUGUCUUGCAUGUUUAGUCUAAAGACUAGCAAAAUUAGAGCUUGCAUAUCUAGCAGGUACCACAGCCUUUCAGCAGAAUCAACUCUGAACCUCAGGCUCUUUAUGUACAGGAUUUCAAUGAUUGAACAUUGUCACCAUAUCCGUUUGGAUAUACGGUUGCUUCUAAAGGGUGGGGGUUUGUUACAUUGUACAUAAAUAUCCCAAUGUGUUGGUGCAAGCCUUUGUCUUUUUCUGUUUCUUUUUAAACACUGUUCUUUUAAAAACAAGAAAUCUCUGUUAAAUCACAUUUGCUUUUGAGCAACUGCUUUGUAUUGACUAUAUUAAAAGAAAGCUUUGAAAACUACUGUAUGUAUUGAAACUGCAAAUGUUCUGCACAUGUAUUUUACUUAUUAAUCCUUGCUUUAAGAAUAACAGAAGUUAUUUGCUGACAUUUGGGAGAAAAUCCCUUUUUUUUGCUUUAACUGUAGUACAGUUGACAGAUUUUUAAGUUACCAUUGAACGAAGCAUUUUGUACAGUUUUGUUUGUGUUAGACUGUUUUGAUACUUCCCGCUUACAAAGGUCCAACCACUGCCCUCUGCAGCUGUCUUAAAAGUUUGAAGGAUUUGGAGAAGACAAUUUUAAAAAAGUCAUUUCUUUUCCUGCUGUCGUGAAUACUUAGCAUGAUGAAUUCCAGGGCCAGUUGCAGUGAAGUAAUGAUUAUUAAAACUGGGGAGUGUCAACCUGUUGAAUAUUUUUUUUUAAAUAAGAACUUUACAAGGUGCCAAGAUGUAAAGAUAAUUUGUUACAUGCUUUUUCUCUAAGAAAAGCAUACAUUAUCAUGAUCGAAGUACCAUGAUUCAGGUAACUUCAAUGUCAGGAAUGAGUGUCACAGCCUUCUAUACUGUCAAAAGCCAGUGAAUACAAAUCUGAUUGUUUGUUAAAGGUUGUUUGGAAAUGGUACAGAAUGAGGACAUUGUGUUAUCAUGGUGCUUUGAACGAUGUUGCUGCCAGUUAAGAGAUUAUUGUAGAGGCAUACAGGAACUCAUUCCUUACAUCAGUGUAAUCCAUCAUUCCAUGUCUGUUGAUGCAGACAAUAAAAAAUUUCAUGUGUGUAGUCAGUACUAAUUACUGACAUUAGCAUUCUCAAAUGCAAUAAAAAUGCUGGUUGUUCA
Messenger RNA from Stegostoma tigrinum, 6202 nucleotides. It is a transcript of the gene foxp1b, whose product is annotated as forkhead box P1b. The record is from RefSeq and is a predicted model, not a curated record. Gene Ontology annotation, cellular component: nucleus. Gene Ontology annotation, biological process: regulation of transcription by RNA polymerase II. Lineage: Eukaryota; Metazoa; Chordata; Chondrichthyes; Orectolobiformes; Stegostomatidae. Bases 519 to 2522 code for a protein of 667 amino acids. The transcript is spliced from 19 exons. Gene Ontology annotation, molecular function: RNA polymerase II cis-regulatory region sequence-specific DNA binding; DNA-binding transcription repressor activity, RNA polymerase II-specific.